AUUUGCUGCAAACGUAAUGUGAUUACAAGGAAUGACCCAAAUAUUGGUGCAAUCAGUGAGCGGUUGAGUGAUUAAGACAUUUCAUGUGUUAUCAGUGAUAAUGUGCUGAUCUUGUGCUCAAACAAUGCAUUCAAAUGACAAUAAUUUCAAUCAUUUUAAUGUCAAUCAAAACCAAAACCAUUUGAUUGGCAAUGAAAACAUAGCCAUGUCUUCACUGAGGGGUGGAUCAGGUGUUGCGCCACCACUUCCUCCGCGUCCCAACCAAUCCGUAGCCAAUAUGUAUCGCACCGGCGGUUAUGGCUCUGGCUAUGGGUUUGGGUCCCAAUUUGGUGGCUAUUCACCCGUCUAUUCAUACAAUGGUUUGUCUGGUUUGGGCGGCUAUGGUAUGAAUCGCUACAGCAAUCCAUAUCUGGGAACCAAUGGUCCGGAGAGUGAUUGGAUGCGAUUGGCGGACGAUCGGUGCCGACAGACCCUGGAGUCGGUCGAGUCGGUGGUGCAGGCCUUCGGGUCGGUGUCCCUCAUGUUGGAGUCCACCUAUCAUGCCGUCAACUCCUCCUUCAGGGCAUUCAUCGGAGUCGCCGAUCACUUCUCACGACUCAGACACCAUUUGACACAUAUAUUGUCGACACUCGCUAUCAUCAGAACAUUCAAAUGGAUUGUCACAAGAAUAUUGUCUUUAAUUGGUGUUCGAGUGAGGGAUCAAAACCAAGACCCAAAUGAGAGGGCCUGGAGUCAGGCCUCCAAUAACUCCAAUCCCAUUGAAUCCCAUUUGACAGCCGACGGCACCUUUGAUUCAUUAAAAGGCGACAAUUUGUCGUCAAGAGGUGGUCCGUGGCCUACCAUUGUAUUCUUCACUGUAAUACUGGGCACGCCAUGGCUUCUGUGGAAACUCAUGUCCACAAUGGCUGCAAGUGAGAGGACAGUUUCAGAGAAGUGGGCGAUGGGUGAGGGCGAGCACUACGAGGCCACAGCUCUCUAUGACUUCCAUUCAGACAUUCCUCGUGAGGUGUCAUUCACUGUCGGCCAGAAGAUUAUUGUGGCGCCAAAGGAAUUACAGCCGAGAGUGAGGGGAUGGCUAUUAGCGACAAUUGAUGGCCAGAAAGUGGGUCUCAUUCCAGCCAAUUAUGUGAGAAUAGUUGGCUGUCGUAACCCUAAAACACAACAAUAAAGCCUC
Molecule: messenger RNA, 1174 nt
Organism: Oppiella nova
Lineage: Eukaryota; Metazoa; Arthropoda; Arachnida; Sarcoptiformes; Oppiidae
Source: the annotation of a GenBank genome assembly